GUUUAAUUUAACCGGAAGCAUCUGUGAAAGAACUUCUUGCUAGCUAAAAUCAACACACAUAGACGCAUAAAUGCUGUGUUCAUCUGAAUGAAAUUUCCCUCCUAUCUACGAUAAGUGGGUUGUUAAAAAGGAUACUGAUGUCAUUUUGCGAGAAUGGCCAAUGAAACCCGGGCUGACUGGUCGAAUACGUUAAAACGAAGGUUAGCAAACACAACCAGAGAUGAGAGGAGCGAAGAAGAAAAGAAAGCCGAAGAAAUUGAGUUAUUUACCAAAUAUUACUCUGAAUGGAAGGGGGGUGGCCACAAAAAUAAGUCCUACAAGAGCAUUCCUCGAUUCUACUUCAAGCUACCAACAGAAGAUGAAGUUUUACUCCAGAAGCUGAGAGAAGAAUCCAGAGCUGUCUUUCUGCAGAGGAAGAGCCGAGAGCUGCUGGAUAAUGAGGAGCUCCAGAAUCUGUGGUUUCUACUUGACAAGCACCAGGUGCCACCAGUGAAUAGUGAAGAGGCCAUGAUCAGCUAUGAAGCCUUCCUGCAGGUCGGCGACAUGGCUGGGCCCAAGUGCAAAAAGUUCUUUACAGCCAGAGUGUAUGCCAAGCUGCUCCACAGCGACCCUUACGGCAGGAUCUCUAUCAUGCAGUUCUUCAAUUACGUCAUGAGGAAAGUGUGGCUGCAUCAGACCCGGAUAGGCCUGAGUCUGUAUGAUGUGGCGGGACAGGGCUACCUCAGAGAGUCUGAUUUGGAGAACUACAUCUUGGAGUUAAUCCCCACGCUGCCUCAACUGGACGGACUAGAGAAGUCAUUUUACUCUUUCUAUGUCUGCACUGCCGUUCGCAAGUUUUUCUUCUUCCUUGACCCACUCCGGACAGGAAAGAUUAAAAUCCAAGACAUUUUGGCCUGCAGUUUUCUCGAUGAUUUAUUAGAGUUAAGAGAUGAAGAGUUGUCGAAAGAGAGUCAGGAAUCCAACUGGUUUUCAGCACCGUCAGCUCUCCGAGUGUAUGGCCAGUACCUCAAUCUUGACAAGGACCACAAUGGCAUGUUGAGCAAGGAGGAGCUGUCCCGCUAUGGCACAGCCACUCUAACCUCAGUCUUCCUGGACCGAGUGUUUCAAGAGUGCCUCACUUACGACGGUGAAAUGGAUUAUAAAACGUAUUUAGACUUUGUGUUGGCCUUGGAAAACAAGAAGGAGCCAGCAGCGUUGCAGUACAUAUUUAAACUUUUGGACAUGGACAAUAAAGGAUACCUCAAUGCCUUCUACCUCAACUACUUCUUCAGGGCCAUUCAGGAGCAGAUGAAAGUGCACUGUCAAGUCCCCGUCUCCUUCCAGGAUGUUAAGGAUGAGAUCUUUGACAUGGUGAAGCCUAAAGACCCCGAAAAGAUCACACUCCAAGACUUGGUAAACAGUUGCCAGGGUGACACGGUCACCAGCAUCCUGAUUGACCUCAAUGGCUUCUGGACUUACGAGAACAGAGAGGUGCCGGUCGCCAACGACAGCGACGGCAGCAAUGCAGCCAACAUAGACGACUCCUAAGCAAGAUGACCAGGGAGUUAAAGUUUUCACUCCUCAAACAGCAGCACUGAGCAACAUUUGUGCUCCUCUUCAUCUGUGUCCCUCCUUUUAUUUUGUACAGAACUAUGCAUAUAAUUCUGUAAAUACGUUAAUGCCCUUCUCACGUGCCUAACUUUGUCCAAAUACGAAGCGCCAUCAUCAACACCUUCAAGCUUGACUGAAGUGAAUAUUUCAUAAUCACUAUAGAAUAGCUCACAGAGGCCCAAAGAAUGCUCAGGUCGUUUUUGUGAAGCUUAAAUUUGGGGGAACACUGCUCAUGUCCUCUCAGUCUUAGCCUAGUCCUUCAUUGACGGUUAUUGCACUCGGGGGUUUUUGUCUAUAUGACAGAAUACAACAAAACUGGAGAAACAAAACCCAUUUUAAAUUUUACGGUAACAAUAACAUCCGAGGUUUGACGUCACACAUUGCACUUAUACUUAGAAACAUAAAAUAACUUCCAUACAUCAGAGUAAUGAGAAAAUGUGUUUAGCAUAACAUGCUGUAAUAUAAAGACACAAACAAAACACUAGGAACCUUGCAUGUCGCCUACGCAUACUGUAAAUAAAGCUGGAGUUUCACAACUGAUAUUCCCGUAUAUUUAUGACUAAUUUUAGCAAUUGAACAGACAAUUGUGCGUGUGAUGGGCCAUAAAAUGGAAUAAUUCUGACAUGUUUUGGAGAGAACAAUCAUUAGACCUGAGAAUUGACUGAGUUAGUUCUGUUGUGAAGAACUGGCAAGUUGUUGGGAGGUUUGUCCAUGUUAUUUUGAGAAUGUAAUUUCUGUUUCAAGAAAUGAGCCCAACCAAUGCAGGAAAAACUGUAAUAUAGCAUUGUCGUUGGACGCUAAAAACUACAGGGUACCAAAACUUUUGAAAAAGAGCAUGGGACAUGUCCCCAUGUUCCUCCCACCAAAUCACGUCCGUGCAUCUUUUACUCAUACCUGCUAAGUGAAGAAAAAGAGGCGGCAUUUUUGAGGGUUUUCUGGCGUGUGACCUGCUGAGGAACAUUAUCUUCUCGUCAUGGAAACACAGACGCUCAACUUUCCACAUGAGUGUUUUCCUCACCUGAAUUCUAAUUUGAGACUGAGAUCAGGGCAUUCAGAAAUCAAUGUGGGCGUUUCCUCCACAUCAUUUUACACAUACACACAAGUCACCAUAUUAGCGGCUAUGAUUGUUGCUUUUUGUUGGUUUUAGCAGAUGACAUCUGUGACUUUGCUGGCAUUUUUAGACAUGCACAGCAAGUUUCCUUUUUCCACCUGGGCUCAAAUAGACACACACACACACACACACACACAGUGACAAAAGGUGGGGUGAGUAGGGGUGAACACUGUUUCUCUCCAUGUUGUCAUGGUUUCCGUCACCAUCGCCCCCACCGCACACACACACUGUGGUUAAAGCAGAAGUUCUAACAAAUUCUACCCGACUUGAGUUUCUGGUCCACCACAUAAAAUUGAGCUUUGAGCAGCAGCAGCUUGACCUCUGACCACUGAAGAGCCUCCAAUGUCACUUCCUGUGGCUGCUUCUAGCAAAUCAGUCGCUGACAGGAAGAUGCUCCUUUCCCACAAUGCGCUUCUAAGAAGUCCGAGUGUGCUUCCCCGCGGUGCUUUUUGUCAGGUCACGUGACACAUGCCAGUUUUUAUUGUGCAGCAAUCAGUAAAUACAAGAAUCAAUAAAUUAAGGCAAUACCAGCACCACGUGUUAAAUUAUGACUUUAAAUAGCGAAUAAAUAGGAGUGAUGGUCAGUUUGAAAUAAAUAAAAUCGUCAGUGAGCUUUGCUUCUGGUGCAGAAGCUUCUGAGCCACUUUGCUUGUCU
Messenger RNA from Dunckerocampus dactyliophorus (ringed pipefish), 3356 nucleotides. RefSeq names its product protein phosphatase 2, regulatory subunit B'', gamma (gene ppp2r3c). Bases 154 to 1527 code for a protein of 457 amino acids. The record is from RefSeq and is a predicted model, not a curated record. NCBI's taxonomy places the organism in Eukaryota, Metazoa, Chordata, Actinopteri, Syngnathiformes, Syngnathidae. The transcript is spliced from 13 exons. Gene Ontology annotation, cellular component: centrosome; spindle. Gene Ontology annotation, molecular function: calcium ion binding. Gene Ontology annotation, biological process: positive regulation of B cell differentiation; microtubule cytoskeleton organization; B cell homeostasis.